AUGUUUGAUUAACUGGAUAAUAUUCGAAAAGCUAAAAGAAAUGUUAAAUUGGAAGAUAAUACUGAUAACACUAGACGAAGAAUUAUGCUGCAUGGAUAAAUUUUCCAGAACAUAAACUUUACUAAGGUUAUCAAGGAAGAUUUUUAAAAGUUUCUUGAGGAAUAGGGAGACAUAUUCUAACUUCUUGAAAAUAAGGCAUUGAAUAAAAACUAACGUCUAUAAGGAACUCGACUGAGUAAUUCGUAAUCGCCUGACAGGAAGGCAAAGACAAGAAUUCUGAAUGAACUUGAAAAAUCCUUGUUAAUUUAUGACCCUAACAUUCUAGAUGCCUCUGAUUUAAGGUUUGAUACCAUUGCAAAAUAUAAAACUUUGAGAAGACAUGAUUUGAUAACUCAUGAUCAAAUAAUGUAGAAAGAUGAAAUAGAGGAUCUUUCAGAAUUAGAAGAUAAUUUAGAUGGAAAGCAUGAUUCAGAGGGUAAUGAAAAUGAUUCAAACGAGGAGACUUAUGGCAGCAGUGAUAGCAGCUUCGAUUCUCAGGCAAGUAAAGUAGCAUUUUGGAAAGACAUUAAUACAAAGGAUUCAGAUUACAAAAAUGCAGUAAUCCUAAAACGAAUUAGAGAUAAUCAAGAUAAGCAGUAUAAAGGCAACCAAAGAAGAAAUCAGCGAGAUUUAAAAAUGGAUAAAGAUAAAAUUCAAAGAAUAAAAAACAAUCUGAGAAUUAAGGAUAACUACUAUUCUAACCAGGAGAAUUACACACAAGAUAAGAUCAAUAAGAUUAAGCAAGCUCACAUUGUAGAAAUCAGAAAUAUAAAGAACCUUUCAGUCUAGUAUGCAAUAGAUUACUUCAAGUAGAAGAGUGAGGAUUUAAACAAGAUAUUUACUGAAGAGAUAUUUGAAAUUUUGGAUUAGUAUGACAUACUUCGGCAGAAGCACAAUUAAAAAGAGCAAAGAAUCAGCAGGCUGAAUGAAAUAGUAAAACAUCAAGAGAAGAUCCUGUCUGAACUUUAAACAUUUUUUCAUGCAUCUUUGUCUCAAGUCUUUGAUAAGACAUUUAAGUACAAGUACGAAAUUUUGAAUGCAUUUCAGCUUAAAAACUUUGGAAUGCCAAUGAAAGCUAUUGUUUAAAAUGAUCCCUUUUAACUAUACUGCUCAUACUCAAAUAUUUACCGUCCUAUGAAGUAUGAAAAUAAGCAUGUUUCUUACAAAGUGAAAUAUGACAUGAUGAAAGAACAAAAUAGUGAACUUCUUAAUGAAUUGGAUAGCAUCAAUAGUAUUUGUGAAGUUUAUAUUAAACAAGGAGAAGAAUUUCAAAAGAAUCUUACAGCUAUAAAAAGUGAAAAAGUCUAAAUGGAAAGUAGUUUUACCAAUCAAAUAGAAGAUCUAAAAAAAGAGAUAUAAAAUUUACAGAAAAUCAACAUUGAGAUGAAUCAGUAUCAUAAAAAGAGGGAAGAAUAGAUUAUAUCUUUAUUCAAGACUGAGACUGAAGUAAAUGAGGCUAUUAUAAAUAAAUAUACAGAUAUGGUAAAGCAGUAGGAGCAAGGUAAAUUACUUGAACAUAUAAAUUAAAAGAAAAAUAGUAAGAUGAGCGAUAGCAGAAUCUCAACAAGACUGGAUACAGUCCAAGAAUCAACUUAUGGUAGUAUUGAUUUUAGGCAUCAACCAAGGCCGUCUUCAUAAGCAAUGGACAGAUUUAUAUUUAGAAAACUAUCAAAGUCAAAAUCAUAGCAAAAAUCUAGAAAUCAAUACCUAUUUAGAAGAAAUCUGAAUAACAAUACUACUAUCUCAAUCAUAAAUGACUCUACUGAUUAGAUAAACUACUCAGAGAACUUUUAAUCUAAUUCAAUAGAUUCACUUGAAUCUUUUGAGAGGUAAAUACCAAGAAAAUAGAUGAAGUAUGAUGAAAACUCUUAAAUUUUUGAGAAUUCAAGCAAUCUUGAUACAAUUUUGAGAGAUCAAAAUUCUGUAACAUUAGAUCAUAAAAGACCCAAGUCUAAUGAAAUGUAGGGAUACGGAAGAUACUGGAAAUAGCGUCAGAGGCAAAAGUAUUAGGACUUUUCAAUGAACGACUUAUCUCUAUUGCAGUUUGCUGAUCAGACAUUUAUGAGAACACACAGUAAAAAUGAUACAGCAUAGCAUAAAAAUAGAGCAUUUUUGAGCAAUUAAUUCUCAACUCAACUAGUUUAGAGAUUUGGGAAGAGAUAAGAUCUUUUCAACUAUAUGUCAAACAGGAGGAGCGAUAUUCCAGUAAUAUAGCAUUUAAGUAAAAGUAGUAGGGAUAGAUAUCUUUGGACGCAUGGAAAAACUUAACUGUCUUAGCAAAGACAAAUAAUUUGA
This is a messenger RNA of Stylonychia lemnae, 2334 nucleotides long. NCBI's taxonomy places the organism in Eukaryota, Ciliophora, Spirotrichea, Sporadotrichida, Oxytrichidae. The record is from the annotation of a GenBank genome assembly.